Mesorhabditis belari is the source of this 1569-nucleotide messenger RNA. The record is from the annotation of a GenBank genome assembly. NCBI's taxonomy places the organism in Eukaryota, Metazoa, Nematoda, Chromadorea, Rhabditida, Rhabditidae.
AUGUAUUUUCCGAAUCCGAAUACGUGUUGGGCGAUCGGGCAACUCUAUACGAUCUCCGGGAUUCUUUCCGCGGUACACUUUACGAUAUCGAUCGUUUUGCUGGUGAUUGAAAGGAAGAAAACGGCUUGGAUUUAUUUGUGCAUACAAUUUGGGAUCAUUAUUCUACCAGCUUUCGGCGAUUUCUUGGCCGCAAUUGGCCAACCGAUGAUUUUGAUCCCAUAUUUUGUCAUUAAAAGUCUUCGAUAUCCAGAACUCGCUGAAAUUCCAGAGAUUUCGACAAGAAUCGGAUUGUUUAUUUACAUCUUUUGCUUUCUGAUUUCUCUGCACACCUUAUUGAUCUCGUUCAACUAUCGAAUUUCGGUGAUGAACAAGAAUCGAGCGCUGGAAAAAUGGCAGAAGGGAUUGUUGAGAUUAGCAAAUGGAAUCGGACUGGUUUUUUCAUUUCUCAUUUUGAGUGGAAUUUUGGGGAUCCCAUUGGCGUCGAGGAAUGUGCUUCUGAAUGGGAAACAGAUGCUGAACUUCCGCGGGAGUGGUCUCUACACAUUUUUCGUUGAUUUUUUUGGGAUGUUCAUUAAGCUAGAUUUGGAUCAUCUCCCAGCCGAUGUGUUGAGCGUUGCGAGCGCCGAUUCGAGUGUGAUUUUCUUUGUGACUAGCGAUUCAACUUCUAAAUUCAUUUUCCUAAUCAUUUUUACUGUUGUUCUUUUGUUUUCAAUGGAAUUGGGUCGACUUUCUUUCAUUUUAUUCUACUUAUUGCAUCAAUUGAAAGAGAAAAUGUACAGUAAACGGGGUCGACAAUUGCAAGCUGGAUAUAUACGGGUUUUGUUUUUACAGACAGCAUCGGUGAUACUUUGCAUUGGAAUUCCGGGUAUAAUGAUCUCUCUCUCAUUGAUUGGCGUCGAACUUAUGAGUCCUGAAGUUCCCGCCUCAUUUUCCUUAUUCAUGAUGUGGCACACGAUAUUGAAUUCCCAAAUCUUGAUCUUCACCUCGAGAACGGUGCAAAAGGCGACAAAAUCGUUAACAAAAAGAAAAUCCUCAAGUGCCUCAAAAACGAUUCGAAUGCAAAAAUUGGCGGCAACCGUGAUCGAUAUUCAACGAUUGUCAACAAGAAGACAUUCGAAUCGAUGGAAAGAAAUUGCUGAAAGGACCGUAGUCGUACAAACUACGGGAAUUUUUCCGACGUUCACUUCCUGUUUUCGAUUUCUAUCGAUCUCUCAAGUGUGUAAAUAUUUUUAUUGGAUAGAUCAACAAUAUAAAAUGGGCGGCAAAGGAGAUCUGGAGCGAAAGAUUCGCCUCUACCGAAUCGUAUUCCGUUCAUCGGCUCUCGUUUGUCUUCUCGCCGUCUUUGCCAUCUUUUCACAAUUACCCUUUUUAUAUCAUUCGAUGCAUGAGACAGGGAAAAAUCUCCGAUCUCAGGCAAAGGAAUGCUCGAACUCGGCAGAAAAGCUAUGGGAAGAUCUUCACGGUUUGAAACCAAGACGAAGCAAUGGCGAUGAUCUCCCAUCGAAUUUGUGCUUCAAAAAUAAAAAAGCGAAUGAAUCGUGUGCGCCUCGAUUUCGCGACAUAGUCGCU